Messenger RNA from Linum trigynum, 648 nucleotides. The record is from the annotation of a GenBank genome assembly. NCBI's taxonomy places the organism in Eukaryota, Viridiplantae, Streptophyta, Magnoliopsida, Malpighiales, Linaceae.
AUGGCCGCUCCGCCCGCCAGAGCUCGAGCUGAUUACGAUUUCCUCAUUAAGCUACUCCUGAUUGGCGACAGCGGUGUGGGCAAGAGUUGCCUUCUUCUGCGCUUCUCUGAUGGCUCUUUCACUACAAGUUUUAUCACCACUAUAGGUAUUGAUUUUAAGAUAAGAACCAUUGAGCUUGAUGGCAAGAGAAUUAAGCUUCAGAUUUGGGAUACAGCAGGCCAAGAGCGUUUCAGAACUAUCACGACUGCCUACUAUCGUGGAGCUAUGGGUAUUUUACUGGUUUAUGAUGUUACCGAUGAAUCGUCUUUCAACAACAUAAGAAAUUGGAUCCGCAACAUUGAACAACAUGCUUCUGAUAAUGUGAACAAGAUCUUGGUGGGAAACAAGGCAGACAUGGACGAAAGCAAACGGGCGGUGCCAACAGCAAAGGGACAAGCACUUGCCGAUGAGUACGGGAUCAAAUUCUUCGAGACUAGUGCAAAGACAAAUCUAAAUGUGGAGGAAGUUUUCUUCUCAAUAGCAAGGGACAUAAAGCAAAGGCUUGCAGAUACCGAUUCGAGGGCCGAGCCAACGACCAUUCGGAUCAAUCAAGGAGACCAGUCAGCUGGAGCUGGACAAGAAGGACCGAAAUCGGGUUGCUGCGGUUAA